Abrus precatorius (Indian licorice) is the source of this 1116-nucleotide messenger RNA. RefSeq names its product short-chain dehydrogenase TIC 32, chloroplastic-like. Bases 29 to 961 code for a protein of 310 amino acids. The record is from RefSeq and is a predicted model, not a curated record. The transcript is spliced from 8 exons. Lineage: Eukaryota; Viridiplantae; Streptophyta; Magnoliopsida; Fabales; Fabaceae.
CACACACACAAACACACACACACAGAAUAUGGGUUCUUCUGGUUUUUCAUUAUCUUCUACUGCAGAGGAAGUAACUGAAGGUGUCGAUGGAAGUGGCCUCACUGCAAUUGUCACAGGAACAACCCAUGGCAUUGGCACUGAGACUGCAAGAGUUCUUGCUUUGCGUGGUGUUCAUGUGAUUAUGGGAGUGAGAAAUAUGAUUGCUGGGAAUGAUGUUAAAGAGGCAAUACUUAAAGAGAUUCCAACAGCUAAAGUCGAUGUCAUGGAGUUAGAUCUUAGCUCAAUGGCAUCUGUUCGGAAAUUUGCAUCAGAAUUCAUAUCAUCUGAUCUUCCCAUAAACAUCUUGAUAAACAAUGCAGGAAUUUGUGCAACUCCUUUCACGCUAUCGAAAGACAACAUUGAACUACAAUUUGCCACAAAUCACUUAGGUCAUUUUCUUUUAACGAAUCUUUUGUUGGAUACUAUGAAGAAAACAACAACUGAAAGCAAGAAAGAAGGAAGGAUUAUUAAUGUAACUUCUGAUGGUCACCAAUAUACAUAUCCUGAAGGAAUCCUUUUUGAUAAAAUUAGUGAUGAAUCAAGCUACCAAAAGUGGCGCGCAUAUGGACAAUCAAAGCUUGCUAACAUUUUACAUGCCAAUGAACUUGCAAGACAACUUAAGGAAGAUGGGGUAGAUAUUACAGCAAAUUCUCUUCAUCCGGGAGCCAUUAUCACUAAUAUUUAUAAUCCUAUGCAUGGUGGCUAUCCUCCAGCUGAUCUAAUUGAACUGCUUGGAAAGUAUGUGCUUAAAAGCAUCCAACAGGGAGCAGCAACAACAUGCUAUGUAGCAUUGCACCCACAAGUGAAGGAAGUAACUGGUGAGUAUUUUUCAGAUUGUAAUUUGGCUAAAGCAAGCUCACAAGCAACAGACGCUGAUUUGGCAAAGAAACUUUGGGAUUUUAGCAUGAAUAUAAUUGAGUAGAAGGCCUAUGGUCAACUGUAUGACAUAUGCCUAUUUAAAGAUUAAAUUCAACUUCAAAAAAUUUAAAAAGUUGUUUAAUUUGAUUAAAAGUUUAAAAUUAACUUAUUAGCUUGUUUAUUAUUUUUUUAAUAUGACAUAUAGCUUGUUUAUCAACU